This is a messenger RNA of Penicillium samsonianum, 273 nucleotides long. RefSeq lists its product as uncharacterized. The coding region runs from base 1 to 273 and encodes 90 amino acids. The transcript has a single exon. NCBI's taxonomy places the organism in Eukaryota, Fungi, Ascomycota, Eurotiomycetes, Eurotiales, Aspergillaceae. The record is from RefSeq and is a predicted model, not a curated record.
AUGCAAGGCUAUUGGACUCAUUCGUCUCGGCCCGCUCUAGAGCGAAGGGCUUCCAGUGGCCAGGCCGACAAUACUUGGAAGAAAGUGAAAGGCAGAACAGGAAAGGGCCUUGUGACAGGGCUCAAGAAUGCACAGAAAGGGAGAGUAACAGGAGAGGGAAAUGAGAACUUGGUAAACGGCUUGGUAAAAUUGUUGAAGAAACCUCGACGUCUGGCUGGCAUAAAUGGAACCCAAGAGCCGACGCAAGGGGAAACCUCCCAAAUGAGGGUCUAG